AUGGCGGCCGGUUCGCUUUUACUCUGCCUGUUAUGGAUAGCCUUAAAAGUAACACAGGGCUACUUUUUCGAGCCUGGCUAUACACAUCACUACACCUACUCCUCCACCACAGACACCCUGGGGAUGCAUAACAUCACCACUGUCAUACGGUUUCAAAUUCGAGAUGUCAACCAUACCGGCAGUCACUCCCUGUACGAGCUGAAAGUGGACUCAUUUACCCAACACUCACAAAGAGGCUACUAUGCUGAUAAUCCCAUGAAGUGGAACCUGAGUAGACAUUUUCUGUUUGAACUGGGAGAGACGGGACUGGUUCAUUUUGUGCAUUACCACCCAGAGGAUAAAGAGGAGGUCAUCACAUUGAAGAAGGCAGUAGUCGGUACUAUCUCAGCUCACUUUCAGGUUUCAGGAAAGGAUAGAUGGACAUACACCUCAAACGAAUUAGAUCACGGAGGACAUCUGUUGCAUACAUAUGAAGGCCAGAAAAUGUCUGACGGCCACGUGUUAACCAGAUACCACUAUAGCGAUGCCAAUGUCAUCCGAACACACAGAAAGGUCCUGCAUUACAACACUAACGGUAUGAUACACAGAAUACAUCUGGUGGACAACAUAACAACAUACAACACGAAGGAUUCUACAGUCCAUAAUGGACUGCAUGACAAUGGAGCUAUAAAGAUAUAUUCUUCUGGAGAAUUUCCAACCAUCCAAACAAUAGGAGAGACACAUGUUACAUUUCAGCAGAAAAAGUAA
Molecule: messenger RNA, 747 nt
Organism: Saccostrea echinata
Lineage: Eukaryota; Metazoa; Mollusca; Bivalvia; Ostreida; Ostreidae
Exons: 9
Coding region: 1-747 (248 amino acids)
Biological process (GO): lipid transport
Molecular function (GO): lipid carrier activity
Source: RefSeq, a predicted model, not a curated record